Saprolegnia parasitica CBS 223.65 is the source of this 484-nucleotide messenger RNA. RefSeq names its product histone H2B. Gene Ontology annotation, molecular function: DNA binding; protein heterodimerization activity; structural constituent of chromatin. NCBI's taxonomy places the organism in Eukaryota, Oomycota, Saprolegniomycetes, Saprolegniales, Saprolegniaceae. Bases 5 to 364 code for a protein of 119 amino acids. The transcript has a single exon. The record is from RefSeq and is a predicted model, not a curated record. Gene Ontology annotation, biological process: nucleosome assembly. Gene Ontology annotation, cellular component: nucleosome.
CAAGAUGGCCAAGACCCCGAGCAAGAAGUCCGCCAAGGCCCCGAAGAAGACGGGCGAGAAGGGCAAGGCCAAGAAGGGCAAGCGCGUGGAAUCGUACUCGACGUACAUCUACAAGGUGCUCAAGCAGGUCCACCCGGAGACCGGUAUCUCCAAGCGUGGCAUGUCGAUCAUGAACUCGUUCAUCAACGACAUCUUCGAGCGCAUUGCGUCCGAAGCCGGCAAGCUCUCGCGCUACAACAAGAAGUCGACCUUGUCGUCGCGUGAGAUCCAGACCGCCGUGCGCCUCAUGCUCCCCGGUGAGCUUGCCAAGCACGCCGUCUCGGAAGGCACGAAGGCCGUGACCAAGUUCACGUCGUCGGCGUAAAGCAUCCAGCGAUGAGCGUUCGCGCAUUUGCUUGGCCAUGGCAACAUGGCCUCCCUCAAUUUGGUGUUUUUAAACACCACCCAUCUCCCUACGAAAUGACAUCCCUGUACAUUAUAUCCC